Molecule: messenger RNA, 1902 nt
Organism: Radiomyces spectabilis
Lineage: Eukaryota; Fungi; Mucoromycota; Mucoromycetes; Mucorales; Radiomycetaceae
Exons: 10
Coding region: 8-1792 (594 amino acids)
Biological process (GO): protein deubiquitination
Molecular function (GO): zinc ion binding; cysteine-type deubiquitinase activity
Source: RefSeq, a predicted model, not a curated record
CUUCUUCAUGUCUUCCUGGUCCUCUCUACCUCGAGAAUCGUCAGGAGUGGCCGAUUCUCCCAUUUCACCCUUGUCGUCACCUUCAUCGCCCAGUUUUACGGAUGCUCUGUUUGAACAGCACAGCUCAGUGUACGAUAUUAUCCAUUCAACCGACAAUCCAGCCGAGUUUUACGGCGGUAAACAUGCUUUGCAAACGGCCGGAUGCAGCCAUCUAGCCAGAUUCAAACAACAAACCAAGAACGAUGGCAUGAACAUCGUGGAAAACUACCGACUCUUAGUACGAUACUCUUUAGCAUGGCAUCAUCGCCAAAAGUCCAAUAUCCCUGACAAAAAACGCAAACGCCACCCUAAAGACCUUCCUUUCCCACAAUGUUCAGUAUGUCACGAUUCGUUAUCACGGCUGCACGUCUGCCUUCACUGCGUGUUCAUGGGUUGUUGGCGAAAAGGACAUAUACGCGAACACAUGAAAGCGCACAAUCACACCUUUGCCAUGGACUUUACUCACCGAACGGUUUACUGCAAAGAAUGCAACGAUUACGUCUACGAUACCGAAUUAGAAGAUCGAAUUCUACGAUACGAAGUUUUGCGCAGCGAAUCAAAUUCCCCCAGGAAACGAGCACGAUUGGCGAGUGUGGCAUGGGAACCUUCCAGUCAAGAAAGUGCAUUGAUAGUUCACAAUUCCUCUUUGGCUUCUUGCCAGGGUAUACGAGGGUUGUGUAAUAUGGGCAACACAUGUUUUAUGAACGUCAUCCUUCAAAGCUUCAUCCACAAUCCCUUGCUGAAAGCCUACUUUUUGAGCGAUAUGCAUAAUCCCAAUCUCUGUGAAAAUAAGUUUUGCCUGUGUUGCGAAAUGGAUAAUUUAUUCGCCCAGAUCUAUUCGGGACAGAAAGAACCUUAUGGACCUUGCAGUUUCCUGCAAUCCAUGUGGAUGAGCCUGAAGGAAUUGGCUGGGUAUGCUCAACAAGACGCGCAUGAAUUCUUUAUCAGUGCGUUGAACCACAUCCACGCUGGUUGCGAAGGACAAUCGAUGGUGGACUGCACAUGCAUCGUGCACAAGACGUUUGCCGGAUUACUGCAAUCCAAUGUCACCUGUUUGCGAUGCGGCAAUGUGACCACCACUUAUGAUCCCAUGCUCGAUAUUAGUCUGGGAUUGCGACCGGUGGAAAAGAAAAAGAAAAAUGGAGUCAGCGGCACCUCUUCCGGUUCGUCCAAACCCAGCGCGACGACCGAGGUCGACAAAGAAAGCCAAGCUUCCACUGUCAAUGGUGACACAUCGCCCGCGUCACCAGCGUCACCACGACGGUCAAGGCAAGGCAACACCCUUGUAGAUUGUUUAGAAAGAUAUACGCAUCCCGAAAAAUUGGGACCUAAUGAAUACAGCUGUAGUAAAUGUGAUAAUACGUUUCAGGAAGCGACCAAGCAAUUAUCCGUCAAGCGAUUACCACCCGUGCUGAGCUUCCAGCUCAAACGAUUUGAGCAUGGAGGCUCAGCGAGUAAAAUAGAAACCAAAAUCAAAUUUCCUGUAGAACUGGACAUGACACCUUACACAACGCACGGACGGAAAAAGGCUAGAACUAGUACUCCAUCGAAAGAAAAUGUAUAUACGCUUUUUGCAGUUGUAAAUCAUCAAGGUCGAAUGGACACUGGGCAUUACACCAUGUUUGCCAAACAUCGCGGCGAGUGGUUUAAAUUCGAUGAUCACAGUGUAACCAUGGCAUAUCAAAAAGACGUCCUUGACAGCAAAGCAUACAUGUGUUUUUAUAUAAAAAAAAUACUCGAUUAUUCCAACUAAUACUGCUUGCACUAAAAAUAAACAACGAAACAAAAAAAAUUAAAAAAUUUAGCGGAUCCCAGGUCACAAGAGAAAAAUCGAACCAUUCCAAGGAAAAAAAAAAAAAAAAA